UACACCACUGAGUGUAUGGGCAGCUUAACCGCCUCCCGCCCAGCAUUGACCAUCAGGGCACUGAUGAUCAGUGUGCCUUGAUGAUCAGUGUAGCACCAGCAGUGCCACCUGUCAGUGUCCAUCAAUGCCAGCUGUCAGUGCUCAUCAAUGGCACCUGCCAGUGCCCAUUAGUGCCACAUAUCAGUGCAACACAUCAGUGCCUACCUGUGCACAUCAAUGCCGCGUAUCAGUGCCUACCAGUGCACAUCAAUACCACACAUCAAUGCCUACCAGUGCACAUCAAUGCCGCAUAUCAGUGCCCAUCUGAGCUGCCUUUCCGUGUCACCUAUCAGUGCCAGUAAGUGCCACCUAUCAAUGCCAGUCAGUGCCACAUAUCAGUGCUGCCAGUCAGUGCCACCUAUCAGUGCC
Staurois parvus is the source of this 408-nucleotide messenger RNA. The record is from the annotation of a GenBank genome assembly. NCBI's taxonomy places the organism in Eukaryota, Metazoa, Chordata, Amphibia, Anura, Ranidae.